Etheostoma spectabile (orangethroat darter) is the source of this 7563-nucleotide messenger RNA. RefSeq names its product ATP-binding cassette, sub-family C (CFTR/MRP), member 9 (gene abcc9). Gene Ontology annotation, molecular function: ATP hydrolysis activity; sulfonylurea receptor activity; ATP binding. Lineage: Eukaryota; Metazoa; Chordata; Actinopteri; Perciformes; Percidae. Gene Ontology annotation, biological process: transmembrane transport; potassium ion transport. The record is from RefSeq and is a predicted model, not a curated record. Gene Ontology annotation, cellular component: membrane.
GCUUGUGUGGACCAGUUGGGGGGGGGGCAUGGCCUUGUCGUUUUGCGGCAGCGACAACGGCACCAACUCCUACAGCGUGACCGAGGGCGUGCUGAACAAUGGCUGCUUCGUGGACGCUCCAACCUGUCCCCACGUCUUCCUGCUCUUCACCUUCCCCAUCCUCUUUAUUGGUUGGGGAAGUCAGAGCUCCAAAGUCCAGAUCCAUCAUAACACAUGGCUCCAUUUCCCCGGCCACAACAUGAGAUGGAUCCUCACCUUCUCUCUGCUAUUUGUCCACGUCUGCGAGUUCGCAGAGGGCAUCGUCUCCAACAAAGGGAUGCAGACCAACCACCUCCAUCUCUUCAUACCAGCCUUCAUGGGGUUCAUAGCAGCCACAACAUCAGUGGUUUACUACCACAACAUAGAGACAUCCAACUUCCCCAAACUGCUGCUUGUCCUAUUCAUCUACUGGGUGUUGGCGUUCAUUACAAAGUCCAUUAAGCUGUGGAAGUUUGCCGAGUACCACGUUGGACCGCAGCACCUGAGGUUCUGCAUCACUGCCCUGCUGGUCCUCCUGUACGGGCUGCUGAUGGCCGUGGAGAUCAACGUCAUAAGAGUCAGAAAAUACGUGUUCUUUGCCAACCCUCAAAAGGUGAAACCACCGGAGGAUUUACAGGAUUUGGGGGUUCGCUUUCUGCAGCCGUUUGUCAACUUGCUGUCCAAGGCGACAUACUGGUGGAUGAAUCCUCUCAUCAUCGGAGCCCAUAAGAGGCCCAUAGAGCUGAAGAAGAUCGGCAAGCUGCCCAUCGCCAUGAGAGCCCUCACCAACUACCUCCGGCUCAAAGACGCCUAUGAGGAUCAAAGGACAGCGGAGGAUCCGAACCGCGCCCCGUCGAUCUGGCGCUCCAUGUAUCGAGCGUUUGGUCGCCCCAUCCUGCUCAGCAGCACCUUACGCUACCUGGCCGACCUGCUGAGCUUCGCCGGGCCGCUCUGCAUCUCCGGCAUCGUGAAGUACCUGAACAAGACUGGCAGUGUCACACCGCUAGACAAGAUCAAGGGUGAGACAUAUUUAGGUGUGUACUUCAUGUCUACCACUGAGCUGCUGCAGAACACCUCAGUCCUGGCUGUGCUUCUCUUCCUGGCGUUAAUCCUCCAAAGGACCUUCCUGCAGGCCUCGUACUACGUCACCAUAGAAACAGGCAUCAACCUGCGCGGAGCCCUGCUGGCGAUGAUUUACAACAAAAUCCUGCGUCUGUCCACCUCCAACAUGUCCAUGGGGGAGAUGACGCUGGGGCAGAUAAACAACCUGGUCGCUAUAGAGACCAACCAGCUGAUGUGGUUCCUCUUCCUCUGCCCCAACCUGUGGGCUAUGCCUGUGCAGAUCGUGAUGGGAGUGAUCCUGCUCUACUACUUGUUGGGCUUCAGUGCCUUGGUUGGAGCAUCUGUCAUAGUUCUGCUGGCUCCAGUCCAGUACCGAAUAGCUACAAAGCUGGCAGACAUCCAAAAAAGCACACUAGAACACUCUACGGAUCGUCUAAAAAAGACCACAGAGAUCCUAAAGGGUAUAAAGUUGCUGAAGCUGUAUGCCUGGGAGAAUAUCUUCUGCGACAGCGUGGAGGACACCAGAGGCAAAGAGCUCACCACCCUCAAGACCUUCGCCUUCUACACAUCGAUGUCUAUCUUCAUGAAUGCUGCUAUUCCCAUUGCUGCCGUUCUUGCGACGUUUGUGGUGCAUCACUUCUUCAAUAAGACCGGUCCCACUCCUUCAGAGGCCUUCGCAGCUCUGGCGUUGUUCCACAUCCUGGUCACCCCUCUCUUCCUGCUCUCCACUGUGGUCAGAUUUGCUGUCAAGGCGCUGGUCAGUGUCCAGAAGCUCAGCGAGUUUCUUCAGAGUGACGAAAUUGGAGAUGACAGCUGGAGAAAUGGAGACACGUCUGUUUCCAUGGAAGCAGGAAAGAAACAUCUGGGGGUGACCAAAGCAAUCAACAGGAAGCAGCCAAUGCGCUACCAGAUGGACAACUACGAGCAGCCGACCCGGCGACAGAUGAGACCCACGGAGACGGAAGAUGUGGCUGUAAAGGUGAGCAAUGGAUUCUUCACCUGGGGAAGUAACCUGUCCACGCUGUCAGACAUCAACAUCUGCAUCCCCACAGGCCAGCUGACAAUGAUUGUGGGCCAGGUGGGUUGUGGGAAGUCGUCCCUGCUGCUGGCCAUGCUUGGCGAGAUGCAGACCCUCGGCGGAAGAGUCUACUGGAGCAAGCUGCCUGAUAAUGAGACGGUCCACGAGGGGAACAUAAGUUGGUCAGAGACAGAGGAGUCUGGCGAAGACAUCAGGAGCAAGAACAGAUACUCGGUGGCCUACGCUACCCAGAAGUCCUGGCUGCUCAACGCUACGGUGGAGGAGAACAUCACAUUUGGCAGCCCGUUCAAUAAACAGAGGUACAAGACCGUGAUAGACGCCUGCUCUCUGCAGCCAGACAUUGACCUGUUGCCAUUUGGAGACCAAACGGAGAUCGGAGAGAGGGGCAUCAACUUGAGUGGAGGACAGAGACAGAGAAUCUGCGUGGCCAGAGCUCUCUACCAGAACACCAACAUCGUCUUCCUGGACGAUCCCUUCUCAGCGCUGGACAUCCACCUCAGUGAUCACCUCAUGCAGGAAGGAAUCCUCAAGUUUCUGCAGGAUGACAAACGGACUGUAGUCCUGGUCACCCAUAAACUGCAGUACCUCAUACAUGCAGACUGGAUUAUAGCAAUGAAGGAUGGCUCUGUGCUGAGAGAGGGAACUCUGAAGGACAUUCAGACUCAUGACAUUGAGCUUUAUGAUCACUGGAAGACCCUGAUGAACAGACAAGACCACGGCCUGGAGAAGGACGUACAGCAGGACAGCCAAACGACACUCGAGAGGAAAACCCUGAGGAGAGCUUUCUACUCCAGAGAGGCCAAGAACCAAAUAGACGAUGAGGACGAAGAGGAAGAAGAGGAGGAGGAAGAUGAUGAUAACAUGUCCACAACCACUAACAGAAGAUCCAAGAUCCCAUGGAGGGUGUGCUGGUGUUACAUGUCCUCCGGUGGUUUCUUUAUGGCCUUCCUGAUGGUGUCCUCCAAACUUCUCAAACACUCUGUCAUUGUUGCCAUUGACUACUGGUUGGCCAUCUGGACUUCCUCCAAAACCAACCAGAGUGCGGGAGCAGGACCAGACGCGGCCAAUGGAACCAGCCUGGUGGACGGUAUCGGUGGCAACUCUACGCUGCCCACGCCUGGUACUCCGCAGGCUGAGGACGACUCCUACAACCUGCCAGUGUUCAUCAUCUUGUGUGCGGCUGGAAUCACGUUAUGCCUCAUCACCUCUCUCACCGUGGAGUUUCUGGGUCUUUCUGCAGCCACCAACCUGCACCACAAUCUGCUCAACAAGAUCAUCCACGCCCCCAUCAGGUUCUUUGACAUCACUCCCCUGGGGCAGAUCCUCAACAGAUUCUCAGCUGAUACCAACAUCAUAGAUCAGCAUAUUCCUCCAACACUGGAGUCUUUGACGAGAUCCACGUUGCUGUGUUUGUCGGCCAUCGGGGUCAUAUCCUCCAUCACUCCAGCUUUCCUGAUCGCCUUGGUUCCCCUGGCUGUGGCCUUCUACUUCAUCCAGAAGUACUUCCGGGUGGCCUCUAAGGACCUCCAGGACCUCGAUGACUCCACACAGCUUCCUCUGCUCUGCCACUUCUCUGAGACCGCUGAAGGUCUAACCACUAUAAGAGCAUUCAGACACGAGGCUCGUUUUAAACAGCGUAUGCUGGAGCUGACCGACACCAAUAACACGGCCUACCUGUUUCUGUCUGCUGCCAACCGCUGGCUGGAGGUCCGAACGGACUACCUCGGAGCAGUGAUAGUGCUCACAGCAGCAGGAGCCGCCAUAUGGAGUUUACAAUACGGCCUGUAUUCUGGAGGCCUGGUGGGCCUCGGACUCACCUACGCCCUCACUGUCACCAACUACCUGAACUGGGUUGUGAGGAACCUGGCAGACCUGGAGGUCCAGAUGGCAGCGGUGAAGAAGGUCAACAGCUUCCUCGGCACAGAGUCGGAGAACUAUGAGGGAUCCAUGGAUGCCUCUCAGGUGCCCGAGAACUGGCCUCAGAACGGCGAGAUAAAGAUCCAGGAGCUGUGCGUGCGCUACGAUCCCAUGCUCAAACCAGUGCUCAAACACGUCAACAUGUUCAUCGAACCAGGCCAGAAGGUGGGAAUCUGCGGUCGCACUGGCAGCGGCAAGUCUUCUCUGUCCUUGGCUUUUUUCAACAUGGUGGAUAUUUUCGAAGGGAAGAUCGUCAUCGAUGGGAUCGACAUCUGUAAGCUUCCUCUGCAGACACUCAGGUCGCGGCUCUCCAUCAUCCUCCAGGAUCCCGUGUUGUUUAGUGGAUCGAUAAGGUUUAACCUGGAUCCAGAGAAGACGUGCACUGAUGACCGGCUCUGGGAGGCGCUAGAGAUCGCUCAGUUGAAGAACAUGGUGAAAGCGCUGCCCGGAGGACUAGAUGCGGUUGUGACCGAAGGCGGAGAGAACUUCAGCGUCGGUCAGAGGCAGCUCUUCUGUCUCGCUCGGGCUUUUGUCAGAAAGAGCAGCAUCCUCAUCAUGGACGAAGCCACAGCAUCGAUAGACAUGGCCACGGAGAACAUCUUACAGAAAGUUGUGAUGACUGCCUUUGCAGACCGAACAGUCGUUACAAUCGCACACCGCGUCCACACCAUCCUAACCGCCGAUCUGGUCAUCGUGAUGAAGCGAGGAAACAUUUUGGAGUACGACAAACCCGAGACUCUUUUGGAGCAGGAGGACGGGAUGUUCGCUUCCUUCGUCAGGGCUGACAUGUAGACACGAGAAGUCAGUCAGCCGACGCCGUCAACUGAUCAGUUGGUUGGAUCUGCUUCUUCUAGUUGUUUUCUUAAUGAGGCGGACAGAGCUCUGUGACACUGCAACACUCCAGUGAAGCCAAUAACGUGUGUCUUUAACGAGCAACUUCUCUGUGUAUUUAACUGAAAAACACCAUCCAGAAACACUAAUGAUCACCGGAUGAUAUACAUAUUUGAAAAAUUGUACUUGAAUCAUUCAGUCACUCAGCCAUUUAAAAUACUUUUUUUCAUCUUUUUUUAAAAAACAUUUAGAAACACCAUAUAUAUUUCAAAUGAUGAACCAAUUACUGAGUCUAUCAAUCCCUUGAUCCACUUAUUAGAAUGUAAAUUAGCAACUAUGAUGUUUUUAUUUCAGGCGUUUCAAGGCAGUAGAAAGUGCAGAGUUUAGAAUAAAUCACUGGAUCUGCAUGGACUCGGUCAUUUCUACUGAAGAGUUGUUUAUCGGAUAUAGAUUUAGCUGUUUAGGUUAUUGUAAGGAUCAUUUCACAUGGAUAGAAUUUCAAAAGCCUUAAAUAAGUAUUUGUUACAUUUAUUUUAAACAUAUGCAAAACACGUAUCAGUUUUAUUCUUUGUAUUAUGCAAUAAUAAGUAAGGGAGAAAUUUGUAUUUAAAAUCCUCCUUUUUUCUUUUUUUAAAUAUCUGAAUGUUGGCUUUGGCCAGUUGUUCCUGUGCUCUGCGUGCAUGAAUGCAUCGUGCAAUCCCUUUACAGGACUUUAAUAACACCAGGGUUCAACGCUGAGGUUUUUUUUCACUUGUCCGGUUCAUUUUUACUGGCUCCUAAAGAAAUGUCAAAAGCGUUGAAAAAAAGCAUCAAAAAGCAUCAAAGAAAUAUCAAACGAUAAAGUAAUUUGUGAUACAGUGAUGCCCUAACAGACAAGUGGGUUGUUACGUUGUUACAUUCACUUGCCCGGCAUGGGGUUUUAUUAGCCCCGGGCCAUCGGACAACCCUUAUUGUUGAACCCUGAAUGCUAUCUUUUAUUUUAGAACCUGGUGUAAUAGUGCUGCAGUUGUUUUACGUUUAUUUCUGUCAUAGAAGAAAUACUGAUAGAGACACUCAGGAAUCAGUUUUUAUAAACCUUUUAUUGCCUCCGAGUGUCCUGGCAGAUAUGUAUUUCCCCGAGGCUGCGGUCACGUCAUGUCAGAAGUUGCAGAAGAACUGGAUGAUGUCCCUUAACUACAACUUUUGGAUUGUAAAAUGAAUUGUUGUGGCCAUUCUUCUCCUGAACGAGUGUCACAAAGAAAGUCAACAUCCACUGAUUUGCUGCUAUUUUUGGAGUAUGCUUUGAAAACACUUCUGCAGUUUGUGACGCCCAAAGUGACACCAGACUUCACGAUGUCUUCGUCCUUCUUGGUGUUUCCCACCAGGAGGUCGAUCUGUGUGUCUUUUCCCAAGUUUGUCGUUUCUAGAACAAGAUCAGCAGACGUCUUUGAUGCAGCAGCAAAGCUGCCACAAUCAGAAGGAACAUCAUGAGCGUGUGUGGCCAGUCGGUGUAAAGAGGGAAGAAACGUACCAAAAAAACCAAUCCAACAUUUGCUUUUUCACACAGACAAAAUGCUUGAUUUGAACUUCCUUAAGAUUUGAUGUAAUUCCAUUCAGUUUAUAUAUGAAAAGGAGGCAGUGGAAAAGAAAAAGAAGGCAACAGAAGCUGAACAUGGCACAAGACAAGACACAGCACAGAAGCAAAAAGAUUAGAUCAACUUUAUUACAAUGUUUUUUAACUUUAUUACAUUUAGAAAAAGCACAACCCAAACUGACUCUUUAUCAGGUACAGAGUUAGCGAAGUGACUCACAAAACUCUUGAUUUGAAAUCAUUAAUUUUCAGGAUGAAUCUGUCUAGAGUUAAACUUGUCAAAGUUGGUUAGAUUUGUGCAUUUAUACAACUUUGCGAGCGACGACAGCAGCAACGUACCGUGUCCAUUUAACCAAAAUUAUAAGGUUUAAUUGGGAUUUUGGAAUUGUUGAAACCGAUGUUUUUUUUGCCACUUUUUUGUCGCCUUUUUCAUGUUUGUUUUUUUGGACAUUUUUACGCUUUUUCAAACAUUUGACACCUUUCGACGUUUGUUUAAGUUUUUUUUUUUUUUCUUUUUUCAACAAAUGUUUUUAAUGUUUUUGUUGCUUUAAAAAAAAAUACAUGCAUGAAUGCUUCGAGACCUCCCUAGAUUGUUGGACAUCUCUACCUACACUAGUACAAACACUGUAGGGUGUCGCGGCUCAGGCUGAAGCCCGUGAACCCGCUGUCUGUCUGCGGUCAUGCUAUGCUGAACUUAUUAUCCUCGGGGACAAUAGACGCCCAACAUGAGCUCCCAUUGGCUGCAGAGAUGUGGACUGAUAAGGCUUUCUGAAAUACUGAGUUGCAGUUGAAACUGUCUGAAAAGAUUCAGAAUCCAACGAUACAAAGUUCUCAAACGUAAAUCUGCAUUAAAGAAUAUUUCUAAUCCUGACAAUGAAUCAGAAGUAGAUUCAAAUGUAUCCACAGAGAACCUGACCAAGCGUCCGUACUUUAGGCAGAAUAGAGCUCAACAGUCCCGCCCCUCAUCCGAGAGACCUUGGGAUCUAAAUUUCCCAUUCAUUUCUCCCAUUGACAUCUGGAAAAUUCUGGAUAUAAAGAGUUUUAGACCAUGCCUUAGGCUAACCAGCUACCACGUGAAUCAUGAACAUACAACAUAUCAUUUUUAGUGAAAAAACGAACAGAAAAU